AUGUGGGGCACGAUGGAAAACUCAAUUGUCACACCACCACCACGCACUAUUCCGUUUAAUACACCGGCUUUGCAUCAUGUGCCACCCGCCCUCUCGUUUGGAUUUGGCUGUGGAAGUGUAUGGGGCGAGACGCAUACGUCGCCAGCCCUCGCGGCAGAGGCGCCGCAGGCAUCGCAUAUGUCCUUCUCUCCUGCGCGCAUGAUGCCGUCUCAGGAGACAGGACGUCCUGGGCACAAGCGCCGUCGCAACUCCAUGGACAACGAUGCGGACGUCGACGACGAGUCGGACAUGUUGUUAUCCCUUGACGACCCUGCCAAACGUCGUCGAGCUGGUCGAACCUGCGAUGGACAUGCUAAACGGGCGGCACCGUCUCAUGGCGGCGAUAUUGGCCGCUCCUUGGCUACGCUUGAAAAGUCGGCGCUCUUAACAAUUCUGCUUGAGCUAGCAAAAGACGAGUCUACCGCCGAACGUAUCUAUACCCUUCUCCCAGCCCCGACCGUGGAAAAUGCUUUGGCUAGUCUGCAGCAAUACGAAUCACGGAUUCGUUCGUCGUUGCCGAUGAGCACCACAGGCCACGUUCGCGAGCAGUAUGUAUGGGGCCGCGUACGUUCGACGUUGGAUGAGUUGGCCUCCGACUUGGCGCGAUACCUGUCGCUUUUCUCACCGUCUCGCCAGGCAAGCCGUGACAUGCCUCCUAUUCAUCCUACAGAGAUGUUUUCGUUCCUUCAUACGGCUACACAGUGCAUGCUCCGUAUUGCGCACAUGUUGCCCUGCGAUGGGGCUGAAUUCAAGCGCGUACCGUCGAGCUCCCUAGUGAAAACAUUCCGAAACUCUCUCACUAUAUCCUCGGACGCUCGGGAUCCGAUGGCGCACACCAUUAUUCCUAUGUUGCUUCGAGAAUGGCAGGCAUGGCUUGUAUGUAUGGACGCGGCGGUCAACAAAGAAGCACGUAUGUAUGGCCAAGAAGUCGUGUUGUCCUGGUGCCGUGGACUAGCCAUGCUUAGUACUUGCGCCUCUGAUCAAACUGAGACGCCGACUGAGGCCGCCGUGCACGCAGCCAUGCAUCAAGCCGCAGAACAAAUGCAUACCUCCAUUGGCUGGCUUGUUGGUCCUGCUCAUCGCGCCGCCUGGGAUGUGCCUACGUCGCAUACCGCGAUGGACGAAGGCGACGGUGCCUAA
Malassezia pachydermatis is the source of this 1179-nucleotide messenger RNA. RefSeq names its product nuclear cut8 family protein. Lineage: Eukaryota; Fungi; Basidiomycota; Malasseziomycetes; Malasseziales; Malasseziaceae. Gene Ontology annotation, biological process: proteasome localization; nuclear protein quality control by the ubiquitin-proteasome system. The record is from RefSeq and is a predicted model, not a curated record. The transcript has a single exon. Bases 1 to 1179 code for a protein of 392 amino acids. Gene Ontology annotation, cellular component: nucleus.